Molecule: messenger RNA, 1135 nt
Organism: Hydra vulgaris (swiftwater hydra)
Lineage: Eukaryota; Metazoa; Cnidaria; Hydrozoa; Anthoathecata; Hydridae
Source: RefSeq, a predicted model, not a curated record
UUUGGUCUUUUCAAAAAUGACCAUAGGCAAACUUCACAGGGUGAAACCUUUUGAUUGGUCGCUGUUAAAUUAGUUUAAGUAAAAAAUGUUAUUUUGAAAGCAAUUAAUAGAGUGACGUCAACACAAAUGCAGUUAAUACAUGUAUUUAAAAGUAUUUUUAGAAACUACUUAUAAAUUUUUUACAAUUUUGAUGUAUUUAGUUUCAUUUGGGAAUGGAUAAAAAAAUUGAAAACGAAAACCAAGGUUUAAAGGAAAAUAUUGCUUUUCUGCUUCCUGACCGUGGAAAUUUAGAUGAUCCAAGCAUAAAAUGGAGAUCAGAAAAACCCGAUUAUACACUUGCCAAUUCAGAGUUUUUUAAAGGAAAAACAAUGAACCAUUUAGAAGGAUCUAUUGAAAAAUUUGUUGAAGACUUAGUCAAAACAUGGGAAAUGGAAUGUUCUCAUAAAAUCGAUUUUCAACAAUGGAACACGGUAAACCACGAAACAUAUUGCAUAAGUGCUAAUGGUGGGAAAAAGUUUUCAGGCGAAGAAAACCUUGUAGAAGGAAACUACAAUGUGCUGUUAAACGUUUGCAAUCCUGAAUUUUAUGAUUCCAAAAAAGAAGAUUUUGAAAGUUCUCACGUUCUGUUCAGAAGUUGUUUUGAUAACUCUUUUCCUUGGGAGCUUUUAAAAGUAUUUUCAGGUCCACCCAAAGUUGUGUUUACAUGGAGACAUUGGGGUACAUUUUCUGGUACAUUUAUGGAACAAAAUGGCGAUAAUAAGUUGUAUGAAAUGUAUGGUUUUUGUAUAGUAAAGGUCAAUCAAGACAUGAAAAUUGAAAGUAUUGACGUAUAUUACAAACCAGAUGAUUUUUUCAAAGCAUUAUUAGAAAAAAAUCCAACUCUUUCAGGAACAAAUUCACUUUUUGGAAAUGGUUGUCCCUUUGCUUCCAAUGCGUGAGGCAACUUAUCAAUUGUAAACUUUAUUAAUGAGCUUUUUAUGUUAGUAAUUUUUUUUUCAUUUGAAACUUGAUUUUUUUAAUAUUUAAUUCCAGUAUUGGGUCUGGGAAUGUUGAUGAGUACUUUUUUAUGGGUAUUUUUAUGCAGUGAACCAAUAAAAACUUUGUAACCAUUUAAAAGUAUAUUUGAAUGUUUUUA